AUGGCCGCCUCACCCAGUUCGGACGCGGCCACGUCCGACAUCGAAGCCCCAAGCUCUCCUGCUGCUCAGGAAGCCAAGUCAUUCAUCUCACGCGCUGCGAGCGACGAUGAGGAUACGCAGAUGGCCGAUGAACCCACCGAGAUCCAGGAGAAGCCUGCCCGUGGCAGAGGCAGGGCUUCAACAAAGGGCGGCGAUGCGCCCCAUCAGAUUGGCAAAAUCCGACAUCUGAAAAAGGAAGAUGGUGAGCCGCUCUGGCGUGAAGAUAUUCAGUACGACUUCCUCAAGGCCGUUUUCGACAACGAUCAAAAGGUUUUUACCAACUCGUACGAUCGUGACAUGGACAAGCAAUGUUUUGCCGAUCUCUACAUUGAUACCAUGUCGCGAAGUAGCAAAACUAGCAAAGUCUUAAGAGACAAACUCCUCAGUGACCGAGAUGCAGCCAAGGGCAUGGCCAUGGUCUGCCUUCUGGUCAACGUUGGCCGCAUGAAUACCACGCUCAAUUUCUUUCCCGAAAUGAGAGCCCAGCUUCGAACAUACCACGCGAUCCCGUCGUUACAGGCGCACCAAGAUGCACACGCGUACAAGCAACUGCAAGACGCCCCCCGUCUCAAGUCUAUCUUGAAGGGCGGUGCUGAGGACAGGGAAGAACCCAAUUCGUUGGAGAAGAUCAAGAAGGUCCAAGUACCUCGAACCAACCCUGUUAAUCUCAUUUUUUCCAUGUGCCAUUCGGCUCAGAAGGUUGCCGAAUUGCAUUUCCCCAAUCACCAAGAAUUCCACGACCUUAUUAUGAAGACACAGUACAGCAGCAAGUCCCGCGCUUCGGCCUUCUUGUGGCUCAUGUGGUUUUACCUUGAGUCUGAUUUCACCGAGGAGGGCUGUGAGGAAAAUCCGUUUGGUGCUGGUGUCGACUACGGCCUAGAUGUGGCAAACCAGGGUGUUCCAGAGCUUGUUGAGAUGUCGGACGAUGAGCGAGCCAAGGAAAACGUAGAUACCCCCGAGGAACUCGUUUUUGGGCGCGAUAAGCAAAAGACGCGAGCCAAGAUUCUCGAGAUGGACCAAGCCUAUCUGAAUGAAAGGGAGACAAAACGCGGAAAACGGGCGACUUUGAAUGAGGAAGGUCCUGCUAUCCUUCCACGCAUCCGUCCUUCUAAACAUGAUUCGGACCGAGACAGCACAAGAUCUACGCCUCCACCCCGACACGUGGGAAGAGGUGGUCGACGAGGGUUGGGGCUCAAGUACCAGAUCUUUGAAGGGUCAUCCCCAGCUCGUCACGGAUCGGAAGGUGUUGGGUCGAGGAAACCUCGGCCCCCAACAGCGCAUCAGCUUGCUGUGGAAAGAAACCGCAAUGAACGUGUUGAGUACAUUCUAGACCGAGGGAUUCGAAAACACCACCACAAGAGCCGCAAGGCUCGACGCCAGGAUGGAGCCGUAUAUAGAGCAUACAGGCGGACCCAGGCCCAAGAAGACCCGUUCCAGGACAGCGACGGUGAGGACGCAAUACCACGCAACAUUUCCAGCAAAGACAAGACUGCCGUGUUCCGCGAGAGAGGUCUAGGCGGGCUUGCUCUUGUGACUGCCGAGACAGAUGACUAUGGCGAAGAAGUCAGUGCCUAUGCGGCCGCCCUGAGAAGAGCUUCGCGACGUCUCCGUCGGUGGGUAGGACACGAAACCGAGCUGGGCAUUAUCGCGCCCAUCAAGAACCAGAAGGCAACAGUGAAGGCCAGCGGCAACAAGGGCGGGGAUGACAAUGAGUUGAAUGAUUCCCCCACGAAGAAUGGCGACGCAAAUGGAGAUCUUACUAUGGGUGACGCAGAUAUUGACGACCAGACUGCCUUGUUAGAUGAUGGGGAUGACGAUGUAGAUGACCCAGACAAGACCGAAGUCAUGGGCGAUUCUGACGUGGAGUAA
Metarhizium brunneum ARSEF 3297 is the source of this 1908-nucleotide messenger RNA. RefSeq names its product Ino eighty subunit 1 (gene INOE). Gene Ontology annotation, cellular component: Ino80 complex. The record is from RefSeq and is a predicted model, not a curated record. Lineage: Eukaryota; Fungi; Ascomycota; Sordariomycetes; Hypocreales; Clavicipitaceae.